CAAAAGCCUUCGAAGAAGAGGCUCAAGCAGUCGCAGGAUGAUGACGCACUUACUGGAAAAUGGAGAGGAAACACAUGUCAGCCUUUGCUUUGUAUCAAACUAUAUCAACCAACGAACCCCCGCCUGCUAAGAAGCCUUUCCUGCAGGUGGCAGAAAAAAAGAAGAAGAAGAAGGAGAAUGGGGUUAGUAAGAUAAACAAACCCCAUUUAAAGCCUGAAGGGAAGAAAAUACGAAAGAAGCUCCAGAAGGCAGUCAAAAGAGAGGAGAGCUUUGAGGAAAUGGCAGAGUUGCAGGAUGAGGAGCGUGUAAAUGCAGAUGGUGAGGAUCUAGAUGAUUUGCUGACUGACCUGUUGAAAGUCAACAACAGCAGGGAGAGAGCCAGCAAGCUGUUCCAGUGGCUCAUCAGCCCCAUCCCUGCAAAGUCCUUCUUUAAGGAAACGUGGGAAAAGAAGCCUAUUCUUGUUCAACGAAAGAAUCCAAAUUACUACAAGGGACUAUUUUCCACAGCAGAGUUUGAUCGUAUAUUAAGACAGGAUGAUGUUCAAUAUGGGGUGAAUCUUGACGUGACAAGCUACACAAAUGGCAAGAGGGAGACGCAUAAUCCUCCAGGGAGAGCUCUGCCGUUCAGCGUGUGGGACUUUUAUGAGAGUGGCUGCUCCCUCCGCAUGCUGAACCCUCAGGCGUUCGCCUCCACUGUGUGGAACGUGCUCUCCAUCCUUCAGGAGCAGUUUGGCAGCAUGACAGGAGCCAAUGUAUACCUGACCCCAGCUGGAACACAAGGCUUUGCUCCACAUUAUGACGACAUUGAGGCGUUUGUGGUUCAGCUAGAGGGGAAGAAACACUGGAGAGUGUACAACCCGAGAACCGAGGAUGAGGUCCUGCCUGUGCUUUCAAGUACAAACUUUGAUCAGGGAGACAUUGGGAAGCCAAUCCUGGAAGUAGUGCUGGAGGCAGGGGAUCUCCUCUACUUCCCCAGAGGGUUCAUCCACCAGGGCGACUGCCUCCCAGAUGCCCACUCUCUCCACAUCACCAUCUCCUCCUACCAGAAGAACAGUUGGGGGGAUCUGAUGCAGAAGUUGGUUCCAGCAGCAUUAGAAGUAGCGAUGGAGGAGGAUGUGGAGUUCAGACAGGGCUUGCCUCUCGACUAUCUGACAUACAUGGGUGUACAGAACUCUGACAAGGACGACCCACGCAGGACAAAGUUUUUCUCAAAAGUUGAGAGUCUGAUGAAGAAGCUAACAAAUUAUGCUCCAGUUGAUGCUGCUGUGGAUCAGAAAGCCAGAGACUUCCUGCACGACUGCCUUCCUCCUGUGCUUACUCCAGAGGAAUUGGCCAGCAGUGUGCAGGGAGCGCCUGCAAGGUGGGAGCGAGGGCAGGUUAAGGAUGUAGGUGCACAAAUCACUUUGCAGACCAGAGUUCGACUUCUCCGUGCUGGAUGUGCCAGGUUAUGCAGCGAUGGAGAAGCUGUUCAUCUUUACUACACAACAGACAACUCCAGAGUUUACCACAAAGAGGAGCCCAAGAGUUUUGAAAUACAAUCAGAGCACACAGAUGCCAUUGAGUUUCUGAUCCAUUCAUAUCCCAAAUUUGUGACUGUAGGAAGUUUGCCCAGUGGUUCAGCAGAGGACAGGAUCUCCUUGGCUGAGCUGCUGUUCGAAAAGGGAGUUAUCCACACUGCAGAACCUCUGUAGUGGCUACAAACUCUUCAGUCAUGCAGACUGCAUGAAUAGAUUCAAAUUCCCUUUAAACAAAACAAGAUAUUUGAUGCAAAUCACUUCUUGUCCCAAGUUGUCUGCAUUAGCUCUACUGAAAUCGUCAGACGGAGCAACACAUUUAAUGAGCUUGCUCUGAAAAGCAUAAAAAAAAACAGCUUUACAAAAAUUAAAUGAUGUCAUGUAUUGUGCAAAAAAGAGAAUCACCAAACUGUACAAAUUAUUUUGAUGACAAACGGCAUGUUUAUUACUGGUUGAUACAACUCAUAAACAGAAAUACAGAGGUCUUUGUUAAAUUAUUCAUUCGAGGUCCAGCCAUGGGUAAUUUCCACCACACGACAGGACACACCCCAGGUCGAGGUGGUUUACUUCCAGGUCACCUCCUCACCAGGCUUCAGUUCCCUAAAGAGAGCAAAAGUCAGAGGGUUUCAUUAAAACUUGUACAAAUAACUGUAUUUACAUUUCUUUCUAGAGCUCUUUAGUCUGAUUUAGCUUUAGACACAACAUGGAGAACAUUAAGGAGCUGGAAUCAGCAUUUGGCACCAAAGUGAAACACGUGCUGACUCAAAUGUUUAGGUUUGUCAAGGUUAAGUACCAGUAUAAUGAAUUACUAAAAAAUGACUGUUUUCAAUAUGCCACAUCAUUUGUCUUCACAUGUUCAAACUAGAGUUGCAACAGUUACUUUCUGGGGUUUUUGAAUUUACCAAACACUUUGAUAAUUUAAUAGUUUGUGGGUUUUACAGCAAAAAAAACCAAACAUUACUAGUAAAAGUUUCUCAAUUUUAAGUAUUUGCUGUUUUUAUUGUUUUACAAAUGAAUAGCUUUCGGCUGUGA
This is a messenger RNA of Notolabrus celidotus (New Zealand spotty), 2546 nucleotides long. RefSeq names its product ribosomal oxygenase 1 (gene riox1). The record is from RefSeq and is a predicted model, not a curated record. The transcript is spliced from 15 exons. Gene Ontology annotation, cellular component: nucleolus. Gene Ontology annotation, molecular function: histone H3K36 demethylase activity; histone H3K4 demethylase activity. Lineage: Eukaryota; Metazoa; Chordata; Actinopteri; Labriformes; Labridae. Bases 60 to 1691 code for a protein of 543 amino acids.